AUGGCCCCNUUGCAGAACGAGCGUGCUUUCCAAAAGCAGCCGACUGUCUUCCUCAACAAGAAGCCUCCGGCAGGUCUUGGAUCGAAGUACCGCAAGGUUACUCGAUACGUCCGCAAGGUUGGCCUGGGAUUCCGCACCCCCAAGGAGGCCACCGAGGGCAAUUACAUCGACAAGAAGUGCCCAUUCACCGGCAAUGUGGCCAUCCGAGGGCGCAUUCUUCGAGGCGUCGUUGUCAAAAACAAGAUGCAGCGAACCAUUGUCAUCCGCCGUGACUACCUUCACUACAUCCGAAAGUACAACCGUUUCGAGAAGCGCCACAAGAACAUGUCUGUCCACCUGUCCCCGUGCUUUAGAGAUGUUGCUCUUGGAGAUGUCGUGACUGUUGGCGAGUGCAGACCCCUCAGCAAGACCGUCCGCUUCAACGUCUUGAAGGUGACCAAGUCUGCAAGCUCUAAGAAGCAAUUUAACAAGUUCUAA
Rhagoletis zephyria (snowberry fruit fly) is the source of this 477-nucleotide messenger RNA. NCBI's taxonomy places the organism in Eukaryota, Metazoa, Arthropoda, Insecta, Diptera, Tephritidae. The record is from RefSeq and is a predicted model, not a curated record.